GAGGUGAAAAGAGUCAACCGAGCAUCACCAGCGCUGUCGUCCGGCUUUGGCGCACAUCAGCUGCUUCCUCUCUGCAGGACGAGCUCCCGCUGUGGGGAAUAUCAUCGCCAACUCGGCGGCUCUCACAACCGUGCUGUCUGCUUUCUUUCUUCCACAAUGUCUGCUUUUCUCGGCGUUUAAGUGGUCGGGAGCGAGCAACUCUGCACGCGGAGAAUCGUUGUUCAACCACCAUGGUCAUCUUGGGGCUGUCCACACGCGUCCUGAUCAUCCUGGCUUUAGUUUCCCAACCUUCACUGGGAUGUCCCUCAGGUUGCCGCUGCUACAGUCUCACGGUGGAAUGUGGCUCUUUUGGAAUCAGAGAAAUCCCACAGGGUGUCCCCUCCUUCACUGAGACGUUGUUUCUCCAGGACAACGCUAUUAUGCAUAUCCGUCUUCAGGAUCUGACUCGGCUGGGCAGCCUUCAUUACCUGUACCUCCAAAAUAACAGUAUUUCAGCUCUUGAGCCAGGGGCAUUUCUAAACCAGCGGCAGCUACUUGAGCUUGCCCUUAAUGGAAACCUCAUCCAUCUCGUCACCCCAGAGAUGUUCCGGGGUUUGGAGCAUCUUCGGAUCCUCUACCUUGCAGGCAACCAGAUCACUCGAGUCCAAGACAACACCUUCAGGGGGUUGCAACGGCUCCAGGAACUCCACUUGCAGGAAAACAGCAUAGAGCUACUGGCAGACAAAGCACUGUCUGGAUUGUCAUCUCUUGCUCUACUGGAUCUCAGCCAAAAUCACCUCCACACCUUGGGAGCCUCCUCACUCAAACCCCUUGUCAGCCUGCAGGUGCUCCGAGUCACAGAAAACCCCUGGCGCUGCGAUUGUGCUCUUGGCUGGCUAAGGACGUGGAUCAGCGAGGACGGACAGCGGCUGUUAAGCACUGCUGAGCAGCGUCGGUUAAUGUGCUCGGAGCCCCCUCGCCUUUCCCACCUCAGCCUGGGAGAGGUGGCUCCUAAUAGCCUGGUCUGCAUCCCCCCUGUUGUACAACUUGAACGUAGUCAUCUAACUGUAAGACUCGGGGAGAGCCUCAGAGUCUCAUGUCAAGCCUCAGGAUAUCCUCAGCCUCAGGUGACUUGGAUGAAAUCUUCCAAUGGCAAGGCCCAGUUGUCCCCACGUGGCUUGGUUCAAGAGCUAGGGCCCAAUGGUGAACUGUUUCGCCCAGGUGUUGGAGGAGUUGUGACGGCUCUGCCCAGCAGUGGGGGGAAAAAGACUGGAGGAAUCAAUGGGGUUGUGCGUGGGAUCGAGGAGGGCGGUGAGAGGGACAGCUUCGAUCCAGACAUGGGCAGCGGCAUGCUCUUCCUCAGCAAUGUGACUGUAGCACAUGCUGGUCGCUAUGAGUGUGAGGCAUGGAACCCCGGUGGUGUGGCAAGGGUUACAUUUCACUUAGCUGUCAAUAUGUCCUCCUCAUAUUCAUCACAAUUCUGGCCUCAAUUAAACACACAUUCAUCUGUUUCGUCUUCAUCUAAUUCCUACAACCAACCAAAGGUUGUGGAUGUUAGCCAGGAGCCACUGUAUGAGCAAGACAGCAUGGACUUUAGUGCUCUCGGCCCAGCCACGCAGACCGCCAUCGCUGUUGGUAUCUCCUUACUAGCACUUACUGCUAUUCUUCUCUUGAUUAUGAUCUACACCCGUCAUCAGCAAUAUCAUAAAGAAGAAGUGGGAUCCUACUGUACCAGCAAAGAAGAGAGCAUCAUCUAUGUAAAUGAUUACUCUGACGGACCCACCACCUUUGCACAGCUGGAGGAGUACAGCGAUGACCACGGCCAUGAGAUGUAUGUGCUUAACCGAGCAAAGCCAGUUGGGUCCGCCUCGGUGAGGUGUCCCAUGAUGGGAGGGUAUAUCCAACAAAAGAGCAUGAAAGAAGCUCUCCUGGAUCAUCAAGUGAUUCAGACCCUGUCCAGAUCAGGAGGAAUGGAGGUUAGGAGGAAUCCAGGAGAUGGCGGCGAGGGGCCACUAACCACAGACCCAGAGGAGGUCUUUCUCAGUCAGAGUCUUCUUUUUGGAUCACAGCUCGCUUAUGAAAUCCACUGCUAAAGGGUUUUACUUGAGUUCAUGAAACAAUGUGUUGCUUUAUCAAAAGCACAAAAGAAGAGAAACUUGCAAUGAUGUUGUUUGGAUGUUUUUGGGAAAACAUAAGCAAGGACAUUGUAUAUCAUUUGAUUCAACUGUGUGACAUUUGAUGGGUCAAACAAUUAUUCAUCCAUCCAUUUUCUGAGCCGUUUAUCCUCACAGGGGUCGCGGGAGUGCUGGAGCCUAUCUCGGCUAUUAUCGGACAGGAGGCGGGGUACACUCUGAACUCGUUGCCAGACAAUCGCAGGGCACAUACAAACAAACAACCAUCCGCACUCACAUUCACGGCCUACGGCCAAUUUAGAGACUUCAAUUAACCUACCAUGCAUGUUUUUGGGAUGUGGGAGGAAACCGGAGAGCCCGGAGAAAACCCACGCAGGCACGGGGAGAACAUGCAAACUCCACACAGGCGGGACCAGGGAUUGAACUCCAGUCCUCAGAGCUGUGAGGCAGAUGCUCUAACCUGUCGCCCACCGUGCCACUCUAACAAUUAUUAAUUCAGCUAUUCGAUCCCUGAAUCAACCCUUUAAAAAGAGAUACUGUAGGUAGAGGACAGAGUUGAUAUUUGACCAUACUCUCAGAGGAGUGGGAAACUGUGAAGCAACUCCAUUGCGCUGAGACAUCGUGUAGUAUGUUUUGUGUAAAUAUGAUGGCAGAAAUUAAAACUCAGUUUUUUUGUGGUCCUUGUUGCAAAUGCCAUUUUACCGAAUAACAUGCCUUUUAUAUUCAAGUUGGAAAAAACACAUUUCCAUUGUGUGCAAUUCAAAUGUUGAUGGAAUUAACGACAUUGACAUUUGUCUGUAAUGGUCAAUUUAUUGUAGUGUGAAUAGGUCACAGUGCUCUGCAGU
Messenger RNA from Phycodurus eques (leafy seadragon), 2956 nucleotides. RefSeq names its product leucine rich repeat containing 24 (gene lrrc24). Gene Ontology annotation, molecular function: protein binding. Bases 231 to 2072 code for a protein of 613 amino acids. NCBI's taxonomy places the organism in Eukaryota, Metazoa, Chordata, Actinopteri, Syngnathiformes, Syngnathidae. The record is from RefSeq and is a predicted model, not a curated record. The transcript is spliced from 5 exons.